Molecule: messenger RNA, 2889 nt
Organism: Branchiostoma belcheri (Belcher's lancelet)
Lineage: Eukaryota; Metazoa; Chordata; Leptocardii; Amphioxiformes; Branchiostomatidae
Product: mRNA-capping enzyme-like
Exons: 17
Coding region: 201-2045 (614 amino acids)
Biological process (GO): 7-methylguanosine mRNA capping; dephosphorylation
Molecular function (GO): mRNA guanylyltransferase activity; ATP binding; mRNA 5'-triphosphate monophosphatase activity
Source: RefSeq, a predicted model, not a curated record
CGCCUAAACUGUCAUGGCGGCGGGUCGGUUGGAAAUUUUACUCAGAACGACGUAAAAACGAGAAAUAACGUCAAAAUCAAGGUCAAACAGCUUUUAAACGGGUGCUAAGCAGGUACAUAAGCUCUUAUACAACUCAUCAAGUUCUUCGACCGAUAGAAAAGUUGUCAGUGAGGGGUGCACAGAAGGCUGUGUACGACAAGAUGGCGGUCCCACCGCGGUGGCUGAACUGUCCACGGAAGGGACAACUUGUCGCAGAGAAGUUCCUGCCGUUUAAGACCCCGCUGGGCCCACGUUAUGAUGACCAGGUUCCAGAAGAGAACAGGUUCCAGUGGCCAAUGUUAUUUUCUUAUGUCAACGGAACCGGGAUGAAGAUGGGCCUGGUUAUUGAUCUGACCAACACAAACAGAUUCUACAACAAAGAGAAGGAAGUGGAGAAAAAUGGAGUCAAACACGUUAAACUACAGUGUAGGGGCCAUGGAGAAACCCCGAAUGAAGAACAGACGUCAGCGUUUGUGAAUCUCUGUGCAAACUGGAUAGCCCGGAACCCUACUGAUCUUAUAGGUGUCCACUGUACCCAUGGGUUUAACAGGACAGGUUUCCUCAUCGUGGCCUACCUGGUCGAGAAACACUCUUGGAGUGUUGAAGCUGCAGUCCAGGCGUUCACAGUCGCUCGGCCCCCUGGGAUGUACAAAGGUCACUACCUGGAGGAGUUGUUCCGUCGCUAUGGCGACCCCGAUGACACGCCCCCGGCCCCGCCACUCCCUGAUUGGUGCACGGAGUCAGAUGACCUGGACGAUGACGGCAACCCCGCCCAGCAGCCGGCCAAUGGGAUGAAAGGAGGAGGUCGGAGGGCAGGGGGCACGACCUAUAAGCCCUUUAUGGACGGGCUGGUUCCAGGAGUUGACACGGUGAUGGACCAACCGAGACUCAGAAACGUGCAGCAGAAAGUCCAGCACAUGUGCGGAUGGAGAGGACAAGGAUUCCCGGGUGCCCAGCCUGUGUCCAUGGACAGGAGGAACCUCAGUUUUCUGGCACAGAAGCCGUAUAAGGUCAGCUGGAAGGCUGAUGGGGUCAGGUUGAUGCUGUUAAUAGAUGGCCCCCAGCAGGUAUAUCUGGUAGACAGAGACAACACAGUGUUCCACGCACCACAGCUGACCUUCCCACGGAGAAAGGAGCCAGACAACCACAUCGCUAACACUCUACUGGACGGGGAGAUGAUAAUAGACAAAGUGGCAGGAAAGGACCGACCCAGAUACCUGGCCUACGACAUCAUCAAAUUUGAGGGCCAGCCAGUAGGGGAGUGUGAUUUCUCGCGGCGGCUCCUGUGCAUCCGGAAGGAGAUUGAGGAGACUCGGGACAGUAAGGCUCAGGCCGGCGCGCUGGACAAGUCACGGGAACCCUUCAGCGUGCGACACAAACCCUUCUGGGACAUCACCAUGUCACCAAAGCUCCUGGAUGGUAGCUUCUCGUCCCAAGUGAGUCAUGAGGUGGACGGGCUCAUUUUCCAGCCGGCGGGGCCCAAGGAUAAAUACGUGGGCGGUAGGUGUGACGACAUCCUAAAAUGGAAACCUCCGACGCUGAACACCAUCGACUUUAAGCUGCAGAUCAGGAAGGAAGGCGGGGAGGGAAUGCUGGUGGAGACGAAGGGGUUUUUAUAUGUUGGAGGUUUUGAUCAACCGAUCGCUCAAAUGAAGGUGACCAAAGACCUGAAGAAGUAUGACAGUAAGAUCAUUGAGUGUAAGUUUGACGGGGUGACGAAACAGUGGGUGUUCCUACGGGAGAGGACGGACAAAAGCUUCCCCAACUCCUACACAACCGCUGUUGCUGUGUUCGAGAGCAUCCAGAACCCGGUAACCAAGGAGAUUCUCUUCGAGUUCAUCACGAAAUCGAGGUUCCAACAGCACCCUCCUCCCCACGGCUCGGUGCACCCUCCCCCAGGGUCCUCCCACCCUCCCCAAUCAUCGCUGAACAGUCCCCAUGGCCAGAAGAGACCGGCACAGGGAGAACACUUAAUGCCGCCUCCACAGAAAAUGCCCAAAAGAUAAGGCUUCUCGGAGACAUUUUGAAGUUUCUUAUUUUCAUAAAAGUUCAUCUGUGUUAGUUGUAAUAGUAAAACGUUGAACUUUAUUCCAACACAGAGUUUACAGAGAGAUCAAAUCUUCAGCGACCACUGUCGCCUUCAUCAGGAUAAUUAAUGACCAAUCACUUCACAAUGUGAUCUCGCCAGAGUAAGGUUGAUCUCUCUGUAAAUUUUUUCGUUGGAAUAAAGUUCAACGUUUUUCAAAGUUUCUUAUUUACUGUUUGUUGAGACCAGUUUGUUGCUUAUUUUUGGAAAGACACUGAGAAUUCUUUAGAAGAUGUUACUCAUUUUCUAUAUGUAGGUACGAACAAAAUUCAAGGCACUGAUGACUAGAUACAGGGGGACUCUUGCGAAUUGCACUGUCAAACCACAUGUAAAACUUCACUGUGCAUUCACCAACAAAAUCUACAUGUAUUGUGUUGUUAAGUGUAGACUGUGUUUAUAUAUGAACAUAUUUUCUGUGUCUUUCCAUCAUUCAAGUGAAAAGUGUUUGUUAACUUGCUGUUCCCGUUCUGUGACGGGGUUUACUUGUAUAAAGACAAACAUAACAUCCAGGUUGCAUUAAAGUUUGGAAAGCCGUUUUUCAAAUUUAGAGGCCUCCCUCUUUCAAUAAACCGGGAAAACUGUGAUAUCUAGUCAUUCUGGUAGUCUAUAUAUUAAAAACUUUUCAGUUUUGAUUGACAGUUUAAGGGAAAAAAUAUUUUUAGCUUAGGAAAGAGAAUUAAGUUGUGAAUAAAUACACUAUGCAGACAGUCAACAUAUUGUUUAGUACAUUUUUUAUUACAGAAGUCAUAAAGAGUUGGAAUGGG